Messenger RNA from Lineus longissimus, 8504 nucleotides. RefSeq lists its product as uncharacterized. Gene Ontology annotation, biological process: negative regulation of DNA-templated transcription; positive regulation of DNA-templated transcription. The transcript has 7 exons. Gene Ontology annotation, molecular function: zinc ion binding; nucleic acid binding. The record is from RefSeq and is a predicted model, not a curated record. Lineage: Eukaryota; Metazoa; Nemertea; Pilidiophora; Heteronemertea; Lineidae. Bases 81 to 6554 code for a protein of 2157 amino acids. Gene Ontology annotation, cellular component: nucleoplasm.
GCAAGAAAAUGAAAAGUCGAUGAGUUUUUCUUGCAUAAACACUUAUUUUCAAUACCAAGAUUGCCCUCAAAAUAUAAUUUAUGUCUUCCAGGGGACAGAGUAGAGGGCCUGCACCAUAUAGAGGCCGUGGUCGAGCAAGGGGGCGCGGCAGGGGCUUUGUUCCAAGGGGUGGAUCUCGAGGCCGUGGUCCAGGGGCAUGGGAUGGUUUUGACAACGGCCACGGGGUAAGGGAUGGUGGUGAUAGACAUGAGCGUGCUGCCGGCAAUGAAAACUUAGGUCAUGGCCAUGGCCAUGGGGACAAUGAGGGCAGCAGACAUUACUCUGACAGAUCUAGACCCUCAUCUCAAGAUUACAUUGACAAAUAUGGAGCAAGUUCUGCACUGCAAGGAGAUAAGCCAAAAGAGCCAGAACCAAAUCCAGCGCUCGACAUCUUUGCUGAUGAGUCUGACAAAAAACUGAGCAUUGAUGAAAUCGCUGCAAGUCGUCGCGAGGGCCUUCGAAUAACUGUGAAGAAUAAACAUGCAGAAGCAGAAGCUCGCCCUGAUCUGCCACCUCUUGGCGGGUCUCCUAUUGUGCCUGCACAUGCUACAGAUGGAAAUAGUAGAGACCCCCGCAUUAGUUCAAGAGAUCCUCGCUUAAGUGCAUCAUCGUCUUCAAGGGAUCCCCGACUCGGUUCAAGAGACCUCCGUACUAGUUCAAGUGAUGGUUAUCAUCGUGAUGGCAACCAUAGCGCUAGUAGUUCAAGUCGGGAGAGAAGUCGUGAUGGAUAUGAUCUUGAUAAGUCAUGGGGAAGAGCACGACCUGAUGACCCAGAUCGACAAAGAUCGCAUGGUUAUGAGAGUCACGCCAAGCUAGCUGCCCCUGCUAUGUCCUCUCGGUCACGCUCAAAAUCCCCCAUAGUUAUCAGGAAACCAGUCCAUGAGAGGCUUGGUCAAGUCUUAGGAGAAAAGCCAAGUGCCCCACCAGUAGCAGUAGAGGAAAAGGUCCUUCCUUACCAGUCGGCUGAAUCGCUGAGGAUAACCGUGGGAAACGACAAAUUCAAGAACAGCUUUGAACCUGCGCCUCUUAAACCAAUGGAAAUUCGGCUUGGUCCAACUCCUGCAGCACCACCAGCAGUCGAAAUUGAAUAUGGAAAUGAUAAGAGUAACUACAGAGGCAGUGAACGAGACCGCCAUUCUCAGGAUAGAGGGAGAGACUCUGAAAGAAGCUACAGGGACUCUGCUCGAGGAGGGAGUCGUGAAUCUGAUACAAGAGACUACAGGGCAUCAGAUAGGGGGAGGAGGGAAUCGACAGACUAUGAUAAGAGGUAUUCUGGUGGGAAGGAUGAUCGAUAUUACAGAGAGGACCGAAGUACUUAUGGGCGGAGUGAAUCAGAUUGGCGAGGAGAAUCUGAUCGUCACGGACAAAACAUUGCCGAACGGAAUGAUAAAUACCCUAGUAAUAAAGAUGACAAAUACUCAAGUGACCUAGGGUACAAACGCCGUAGCCAGGAAAGAGACCAUGACCGUGAGCAACGUAGUCAUUCAGGAAGUAUGGAGAAAGACAGUAAGCGAAAAUAUGAGAGUAUGUCAGCUGAUUUUGGAAAUGAUCCAUACAGCAAGGCUGAGAGAGAGCGCUUGAGGAUACAUGCCAUCCUUGAACAAAAUGAGGCUGCAAAGAAAUUACGUCAGAAAUCUCCAGAGCGUGAUACCCCUCCACCUGUGCAGGGACAAAGUGGUCCAGAUUUAGAUGAUGAUCUGUAUGGAGGACAUGUACCACCUACAACUGAAUCGGGCCCUAAAAAGUCCAUUCUUAAAGGUCCCAAGAAAUCUAUCCUGAAGAAGUCUGAGCCAAAGCCUGAAACGAGGGAAGCUGUGUACGACGCCUUUCCGUCUGGAUUGCCUGUGAAUACUAGUUCCCCUGCACCAUUUCCAAACUUGGAUGCAAGGCCAAUGGAAAAGGCACAGCCCCUCUUCCCGAUUGGUAAACCCCCAGCUCAGCCAGCAGGUCCACUUAUACCAGGCAUUGGAGUUUAUGAUGAAGAUAUAGAAGAUGAGGAAGCGUUCCUUUAUGGGUCGGCUGAUGUACAUGUAGGAAAGAAAUCCUAUGAGCCAGUCUCAAGAAAACCUGACCUACCUGUACGGCAGACAAGCAAUGCACCUUCCUCCCAGUACCAAAGUUUCGACUAUGGCCAUGGGAGUAUUAACACCAGUUCUGCACCAUUAUCCAUGGUUAGUACGACUAAUGCUACAGAUAUGUAUAAACCACCCGUUCAACAGGAUCCUUAUCAGCCAGAAGAACUCCACUCGUCAAACCUGAUGCCCGAGUCAAUGACUUCUACCAAGUUGCAUUUAGGUGAACCAGUUACUGAGCCUGUGGUACAAGAGCCUGUUGUACAACAGCCAGCAAAAGAAGAGAAAGCCUAUGAUCCUACCAUUGAAAACAUAUUGAAAUCAAUUGGAUUCAACUUUGACCUUUCCAAGAAGAUUCAAGAUAUGAAGAAGAAAGAGAGAGAAAAAGUGACCAAAACAUCAAAACAGAAGCCACAGUCUAGCCAGUUUGGCAUCAAUCAGACUGCAUCAUUCUUGAGUGGCGGCUUGUCCGCUAUAGACAUUGGAUCAGCUUUUGCAAAGUCAACCACCACACCAGCACCUGUGAAGAAUGAAUUGGAUAUUGAUAGCCUGAUCAGAGAUGCCAAAACAAAUGUUAUUGAGUCACGAAAAGAGUAUGGAAGGGAGCACUCGUCAACAAGGUCAUCACAAAGGUCACCCCAAAGACAUGAGCGAUCACGGUCUCCAUCAAGGCAUGAGCGAUCUCCGUACAGAUCAUCGAGACAGUCACCUGAUCGUAAUCACAGAAGAUCUCCAUCUCCUUUGAGGCCAAGUCGCAGAUCACUUUCGCCCAUACGACCAGCAAGACGUAGAUCACCAUCGCCUCUUCGCCGGACAAGACGCUCUCAAUCACCAGAUCGUUCACGGUAUUCUCAGUCACGGUCUCCGAGAAGAUCAAGGUCAAGAUCACCACCUCGUGAACGCGCAGAUAGCUAUGGCUCACCUCAUCCUGCAAGUGGCUACCCACAAGGCUAUCCACCGGUGUCUGGGCCUCCGCAACUGGGCAUGCCACCGCUGAGUGGGCCACCAACCAGCACCUACGACUACAGUUAUCCACCGCCAAUGACCACUUACCCCGGUGGUCCGCCAGCGCCUCCUCCUGGGCCACCACCACCAGGGUUUCCGAUGCAUGCAUUUCCUGGAUUUCCGCCACCAGCACCAGGUUAUGAAUACAGCCAGGCUCCCUAUCAAGAUCCGAACUAUGCUUACCAAGGCUAUAGCUACGAUAGUUCCUACCCUGCUCCAGAAGCUGAAGAGUUCCCACAUGUCCCCGGAGACUUUGUACCAGAUAAAGAAGAUGAGACCGGUAAAGCAAAGAAAGAAAAGAAAGAGCAUUCAUUUUCCAAUCUUCGGGUGAUUCAAACGGAGGAUGAACCAGUGCCUCCUGGGAUGGAAGAGUUCCCACCAUUGAAACCCAAAGCAGAGGAAAAGAAGAAGGAACAGAAGAAGGAACACAAACCCAAGUUGUCAAAAGCUGAUGUGGAUAAGUUAGCCGGCGAGCGAGAGGAACGUCAGAAACGACUAUCUGCUUUGGAGAUGGAGCUAGGAAAGUUACAAAAACAACAAAAUGAGAUGAUGAGGAAGGUUUCACGCCAAAGAGGAGGCAAUAAGGACCCCCUUUUGCUUCAGAAUACUCAACUACAAGAUGAGAUCACCGCCCAGGUGAAGGCCCUGAAAAAGAUCAUUGAAGAUAACACAAAAUCACUAAAAGCUAGUGGUUAUAAGGGUCCCUCUGUUCCAACUGUGCCAGGAGCCAAUCCCGAUCCUCCCGACAUCGUUAAAAAAGAUGUGAAAGAAAAGGAAAAGGAGCGGGAAAAAUUCAAGUUCAAGUUGGAUAAAAAAUCAAAAGUUGAGCUGAAGGUCAAGGAAGAUUCUAGUGACUCUGACAACGAGGAAGAGUUUGAUUACUUUGACAAGGGACUCCAUUGGUGCUCCAUGUGCAACUUCUGUGGCAAUAAAUUACAAGAUCUUUUUCAUCAUAUGCAGACUGAUCGUCACCUGAAGAAAGUCGGUGUAUUGGAGGCGCCAUGGGUUCCAGCAAAACUUCUGAAGCCUAAAAAAACCAAAAGCAAAGUAAAGGAGCAGAGACCUAUGUCAGGUGUUGAAUUCAUGCGUCCCUGUGUGACUGCAUUCUUUUGUUCGCUGUGCAAGAUCUUUGAAGGGGAUGUACUGUGUAUGGAGGCUCAUCUAAAGUCCAAGAAACAUAACCAAGCCUAUGUACAAUAUACUCUGGCACAUCCCUUCUAUGAGCGGUGCUACAAUCUGGACAAGGAAGCCGGCUUUAAAAAGUGUAACAUGAAAAAAGUACAAGAAAUGAGGGCAGAAGAGGCUAAGAGGAGUCAGUCGAUGCAAAAAGAUCGGGAUGAGAAGUCACGGCUUGCCGAGGAAAAGAACAGGGAGCUAAUCGAGAGGGAGAAAUAUCGGGAUCGAUGGGUGACGGAAUUGGACGAUUGCGAUAGGUCUCGCGAGUACUCACGCAAGGAUUACAAAUAUGAGCGUGACAGCUCGCGUCGUGACGGUAGUAGAGACACUCGCGAGAAUAGCAGAGAUCGUCGCGAUGACCGUCGUGACGACCGACGGGAUGACCGCCGUGACGAUCGCCGUGACGAUCGUCGAGAUGAUCGCCGGGAUCGUUCUUACAGGAGUAGUCGUGAUGAGUGGGAGUCAACUUAUCAUAGUCGAAGGGAGGAAUAUCGUUCUUUAAACAAAGGGGAGGAUCGUGAUAAAAGUAACGACUCAACAGAGGAAAAGGAAAAACGGGUGAUUAUCCGUUCUGGCCCGAAAUCUUUGCCUGAGGAUGAAAGCAAGCAAAAUAAGGAGAACUCCAUGCGUAUUAAUAAGGAAGUUAUUGUUCAAAGUGUUCAGCCAGCAAAUAUUGAUCUUUCUGGUGUCGUUAAAGAUGUCAGGAUGACAACUGACUCGGAUGAAUUGGAUGACAUCAUACUGCCAGCACCACCGAAAAAGAUUUCCAUCAAGUUGUCUGGUAAGGGUAGUACGUCUUCUAAGCCUUCGAAACCGUUGGCCUCAUUGAAGAAGGUUGAUGGGACAAAAGUGACAAAGGAUUUGUUCUUCAUCGGGAAAAAGCGCAAGCCGCAACUUUCGUCAAAACUGAUAUCUGAGGCAUUUAGUGGAAAGGAGGCAGAGGAAGAGAAAAAAGAUGAAUCAAAAGAGAAGGAGAAGGAAAUUAUGGAAAUGCUUCAGCGACAGCUGGCACCAAUUGUUUCCAAAAUUUCUGGGACUGGUGCUUCUGAAGGCAAAAAAGAGGAGGAGUCUGCUGUGGAUGUCAUGCAGACGUCAGUUGAAGCUGAGACCAAAAGUGAGGUGAAGGUACCUAAGUCAGAUAGUGUUCCCAGUGCCGUCAUGUCGGCAGUUAUGGCCAGGAGGGAAGAGGAAAUGAAACACUCUGCUGACAAUUACGAUGCUACACCUAUGGACGAGGAUUCCACGCAGUCGUCUCAGGUAUCCAACAUGGAUGAAUCGUCAAACAUGGAGGACUCGUGUCCGGAUGAUAUGAUUGGCCCGAAGCAGCGGCCAGAUCCAGACACUUUGAACGAUAUGAAAAUGUUAGGUCUUGAUGUUGGGGAUAUUCCUGCGCCAAUGUUUGGUAAGCCACCUCUGAUUAUGCCACAACCAAAUGUGCAUUCGUCUGCGAGUACGGCAUCAUCAAGUGCUACAACUGUGUACAACUUGUUCAAUAAAGAGGAAGAACAAAACAGGGCAACAUAUGGACCUUCAUUGCCACCAUCAAGUGGAACAGGUUCCACAUCCUAUGAUCCUGAUUGCCCCAGCUCGGAUUCGCAACCAGCGUUCUAUUUGGGUGCCAUUCCUGUCCCUCCACCUCCUCCUCAAUCCAAGGUGGCUGAUUCAGGACAGAGUGAAGCGCAGCAGCCACAAACUGUGCAGCUGAAACAGACCAGUGUACCUGCUGCUGCAACACGACGAGCAAUGAUGCGUACAACGAUACCUUUACCAGUUCAGGAGGAGGCUAAACCUGAACCAAAGGCUCCUGGUACUGAAACUAUCAGUCUGCCACCCCAGCCUGUCAGGCGUGUCUCUCCAAGAAGAGCAAAACCAGUGGUGACUGCAGGAACACAGGAACCUAGCCCUGCCAGUAAGGAAUCACCAAGAACAGAGCCUGGACCACCUGGGAUAGAGCCUGGACCACCUGGGACAGAGCCUGGACCACCUGGGACAGAGCCUGGACCACCUGGGACAGAGCCUGGACCACCUCGGACAGAGCCUGGACCACCUGGGACAGAGCCUGGACCACCUGGGACAGAGCCUGGACCACCUGGGACAGAGCCUGGACCACCAAGAACAGAGCCUGGACCACCUGGGACAGAGCUUGGACCACCUGGUAUGGAGAAAUGUGAUCUACCAGAAAAUGGAGAUGAUGAGGGAAGCGAAGGGAGUGGUAUCAGCAUGGAAAUCGGCAGCGAGGACGACGAUAUGGAGGAGACUUGAAUGCGGAGAUGCAAAGGAAUUACGCAGAGCUAGCUAUACUUGCAAUAUAAACCGGACUUCGCAGAUUAUAGUACAACAGUAGUGACAUCUAUUGUAGAAUGCUCUUAUGGAUAUUGUCUUGGAUAUCUUGCAACAUGAGAUAAGAACUUCUAGAGCAAUGGGGAAAUGAAUGCUAGAUAACAUGGAACGGUUCAACCAUGCUUGUGUGUGUGUACAGGCUGUUGCCUGGUCAAAGCUGUGGAGGAGAGAAUAAUGAUAUUGCAAAAAGGACACGAGUUAAAGACCAGUUUUUAUCUAGACUGAACUUGAGGCGGUACUCAUAGGAUUGGCAGUUGUUGUACAGAAUUUUGUGUAAAAUGCAUUUUUAUAUGUCUUAGUGCCUUUCACAUAUGAUGAAAGACCAAGCAUUUUGAAGAAAAUAUGUUGAAGUGAAAUCUUUUGGUCAGCAUCGUUGAUUUUACAAGGUAUUGAUGUGCAACCAGUGUUUCUUCAAAAGGCUUUGAUGAUGGACGACUUUGUGUUCUGUGUUGUGUAUAUAAGGUUGCACCAAAGACCUGGUGCCUGUGACAGAAUGAUUAUGUAAAUGGAAAAUUCUGGAACAUACUAACUUUUGUAAAAUAUGAUUAACGCUUUCUCAUUUGUACUCGGUAUACAGAGAACGUCAUGAAUGUGUAACCAACUAGGUUGUCGGAUCAUGCUUGAGCAGUUGUGGCAAACAAAUGGUAUUGCAACAUUUUUAACUCCAAGAUGGUGGAAGGGCAUUGUUAGCCCUUGCUUUGGAGAGAAAUUUCCUUGAGACAUGAAUAUAACUUCACUGUAAAUUCAGCCAGGAGCCAUCAUAAGUUUAGUCGGGCACCUGCCUCCAGCAUGUCCAAAUGGAAUGUUUUAUUUAGACGGUAACUGGCUCCUGGGUGAGUUUCCAGUAUAGCUAACUGUCUCCAUGAUCUAGUUGUGGAAUUGCAUUACAUUUCCUGGAUGUUGAAGGAAUUGGCCACAAAUUGGUUCAGGAAGUGAUAUUCCAUGAUACAAGUUCGCUAUAUCAGGUAUGUGAAUCGACCACAUUCAGACAUAAUUCGUUUUACAGCAUGCAGGGUGCCCCAAAUAUAAGUGUUGCAAGUCAAGUGUCCUUGGUUCUGCAAUUCAGCAAAUCACAUUCAGCAAAUGACCACAUUCAGCAAAUCAAUGUACAUUUUGCCCUGGGACACCCUGUAUUCUUCAAUGAUCUAUGCAGCAUAAUGGCUGCUAAUCUUUGAAUGAAUCGGCUUAAAAACAACACUGUUAAUGUUGACCAUUAUCAAUGAUGUCUAAUUUCGUCACCAGGUUGCAUAAUGCUACAAUAGCUGAGGAAUUCACUUUUGUGUUUUCAAUACCUUUGUGUAUACAUGUAAUUCCAUGUUCUAUGAUGCCUAUUGUUGUUAUAGUGCAUUGUUGUUUUGACUCUAUAUUGAAUAAUCGUGGAUCAAGAACUACCUAAUUAUGGCUUUCAAUGCUUUGUCAUUGUAUCUGCUGGCUUACGUCUUGUGUACAUGGUAAAGCAAUUGGUGCUGUGCUGUGCAUUAUACAUGUAUUGUGGACAAGUAGACAAAUUUUCAAGUCAAAUUGUAUGCAUUUGAAAAUGUGGUGGUUUUAAAGUACUUUUUUCCUGUACAGGAUCUUAAGUAGAGCCAGCUACAGCAUUUGGAUUGUCUUUUCUAUGAAAAAUGACAUUUCUUUCCAUUAAUUUUUAUACUUUAUUGGUCCUAGGUAAAGACUGUGGAAAGUGCCUGGUAAAUGACCCAAGCUCGGCUACCUGAGAGAAAAAGCGGAGAUUCCUAAGACAGAGACAAGGCUUCACUUGGAGAGAUAAUGUUUUAUUUCAUGUAUAUAUUCUAAUCGCUCACUAUAAUGUACCGUACAUUAGAACAAACUGCUUGUAGUUGUCCGUAGAAUAAAUUUAGUUGUGCCUUCAAA